AUGUCGGGUGGCUCUCCGGUCUUAGAGUUGUCUGAGGAUGACCUACGGUUGAUGUUGGUCGCGGAUGUGCAUUUAGGGGAACAGAGUUUGAACUUCCAAAUGUCAAACUAUGUGUACGGACGGACCAAGGAUGGGGUGCACAUCAUUAAGCUCAACAAGACCUGGGAAAAGAUACUCCUUGCAGCCCGUGCUAUUGCUGCUGUCGAUGUUGCGGCCGAUGUGUGUGCCAUUGGUUGCAAACCAUUCACACAAAGGGCUGUUCUGAAGUUCGCGCACUACACUCGGUCCAGUGCAGUCGCUGGUCGGUUCACACCAGGUGCUUUCACCAACCAGAAGCAGUCAUGCUUCCGUGAACCCCGCUUGUUAAUCGUCAGUGACCCCAGGAGCGACCACCAGCCUGUGAUGGAGGCCAGCGCAGUAAAUAUACCAGUGGUUGCUUUGUGUACCACGGACACUCCCAUCAAUCGUGUGGAUAUUGUAAUACCCUGCAAUAACAAGUCCGAGAAUUCCAUAGCCGUAAUCUGGUGGCUGCUUGCCCGUGAGGUCCGCCGCAUACGCGGAGAAGAUUUGCGUACUCAGCCUUGGGGUGUAAUGGUUGAUCUUUUCCGGUAUCGUGAUCCCAAUGAGGAGCAGCAGGAAGCCGUGGAGGAGGCCGAGGAUGCUCGCCUAGAGCCUGUACUUCCUGGUGCUGAUGAUGCAGCCGACAACUGGGUAGGUGAUCCCUCACUACCCAUCGGAGGACUUGGCGAAAUGGGAAUCCCAACUGGUGGCUUCGGACCUGUUGGUGGUGGUCCUGUUGGGGGGUGGAGCAAUCUGGAUGCUGAUCCUACGGAUGCCUGGUAAUCGGGAAUAUACUAUGUUUUGAAGGAAACC
This is a messenger RNA of Opisthorchis viverrini, 873 nucleotides long. RefSeq lists its product as hypothetical. Gene Ontology annotation, molecular function: structural constituent of ribosome. Gene Ontology annotation, cellular component: 90S preribosome; ribosome; cytosolic small ribosomal subunit. Gene Ontology annotation, biological process: ribosomal small subunit assembly; cytoplasmic translation. The record is from RefSeq and is a predicted model, not a curated record. The transcript is spliced from 4 exons. The coding region runs from base 1 to 843 and encodes 280 amino acids. Lineage: Eukaryota; Metazoa; Platyhelminthes; Trematoda; Opisthorchiida; Opisthorchiidae.